Anguilla rostrata (American eel) is the source of this 1846-nucleotide messenger RNA. RefSeq names its product RuvB-like AAA ATPase 2 (gene ruvbl2). Gene Ontology annotation, biological process: regulation of transcription by RNA polymerase II; box C/D snoRNP assembly; chromatin remodeling. The transcript has 15 exons. Bases 106 to 1497 code for a protein of 463 amino acids. Lineage: Eukaryota; Metazoa; Chordata; Actinopteri; Anguilliformes; Anguillidae. Gene Ontology annotation, molecular function: DNA helicase activity; ATP binding; ATP hydrolysis activity. Gene Ontology annotation, cellular component: NuA4 histone acetyltransferase complex; Ino80 complex; Swr1 complex. The record is from RefSeq and is a predicted model, not a curated record.
ACUGAAUAAGCAUGCUUCCAGAACAUUUCGUUUUGUGUAUUGUUUCUAUACGGAAGUAGUUUGAUAGUGCACCCAGGUCGAAGCGGCAGCCGCAUUUUUGAAAACAUGGCAGCGCAGAUGGCAGCCACAAAGGUUCCGGAGGUGCGUGACAUCACCAGGAUAGAAAGAAUCGGAGCUCAUUCUCACAUCCGUGGCCUUGGAUUGGAUGAUGCUUUAGAACCUCGUCAGGUUUCCCAGGGGAUGGUGGGUCAGCUGGCAUCUCGCCGGGCUGCAGGGUUGAUCCUGGAGAUGAUCAAGGACGGACACAUCGCUGGACGAGCCGUCCUCAUCGCUGGCCAGCCAGGCACUGGAAAAACCGCCAUCGCCAUGGGUAUCGCUCAGUCUCUCGGACAGGACACGCCUUUCACAGCUAUUGCUGGAAGUGAGAUCUUCUCUUUGGAAAUGAGUAAAACCGAAGCCCUCAGUCAAUCGUUCCGGAAAGCCAUCGGAGUGAGGAUCAAGGAAGAGACGGAAAUCAUCGAAGGAGAAGUCGUAGAGAUCCAGAUUGACAGGCCCGCAACUGGAACAGGUGCCAAGGUGGGAAAACUGACCCUGAAGACGACCGAAAUGGAGACCAUUUACGACCUGGGCAGCAAAAUGAUCGAGAGCCUCAGCAAGGAGCGAGUGCAAGCGGGGGAUGUGAUCACGAUCGAUAAAGCCACGGGGAAGAUCACCAAGCUGGGCCGCUCCUUCACCCGCGCCAGGGACUACGACGCCAUGGGAGCGCAGACGCAGUUUGUCCAGUGUCCAGAGGGGGAGCUGCAGAAGCGGAAGGAGGUGGUCCACACGGUCUCCCUCCAUGAAAUCGACGUCAUCAACAGCCGCACGCAGGGUUUCCUCGCUCUCUUCUCAGGCGACACUGGAGAGAUCAAGUCAGAAGUCCGGGAGCAGAUCAACGCCAAGGUGUCGGAGUGGAGAGAAGAGGGCAAGGCUGAGAUCAUACCAGGGGUGCUCUUCAUCGAUGAGGUCCACAUGCUGGACAUAGAGUGCUUCUCCUUUUUGAACCGAGCCCUGGAGAGCGAUCUGUCUCCAGUCCUCAUCAUGGCUACUAACAGAGGAAUUACCCGAAUUCGGGGAACAAACUACCAGAGCCCUCACGGGAUCCCCAUCGACAUGCUGGAUCGCCUGCUCAUCAUCGCGACGUCUCCCUACACAGAGAAGGAGACGCGCCAGAUCCUCAAAAUCCGGUGUGAGGAGGAGGAUGUGGAGCUGAGUGAAGAGGCGCACACAGUGCUGACCCGCAUCGGGCUGGAGACGUCCCUGCGCUACGCCAUCCAGCUCAUCAGCACCGCCGGCCUGGUGUGCCGCAAGCGAAGGGGUACUGAAGUGCAAGUGGAGGACAUUAAGCGGGUGUACUCGCUCUUCCUGGAUGAGUCCCGGUCCUCGCAGUAUAUGAAGGAGUACCAGGAUUCCUUCCUCUUCAACGAAACGCAAGGAAAUCAGAUGGAAACUUCCUAAUGAAGCGGACUUGGACAAUUCUUUAUUUUUUUACUGUGAUACCUUUUCAUUGGCGUUGUGUGUCUUUACCUUUUCAAGGUCGCAAGGCAGUGUUUCGGAUGUUUUUUGGAAUGGGGGCCUUAGCCCCACUCAAAUGCACACCCUUGGUUCACUUUUUCCUGAAACUCCUCACAUCUUCAUUCUAAUCUUUCUCGUGUUUGACUUUUAUAGGUUGCUUAUUUGGAAUUUAAGUUGUGUUACUCAGUUACUCUGUGGGGGUUAACAUUUCCUCCGAAAACCAGCUGGGUCUCCAAGCCUAGUAAAACAGUGGAUGAUAGACUAAAUAAACUCAUUGUUUAUAAAAAUAGGA